This is a messenger RNA of Etheostoma cragini (Arkansas darter), 2820 nucleotides long. It is a transcript of the gene ghsra, whose product is annotated as growth hormone secretagogue receptor a. Bases 954 to 2105 code for a protein of 383 amino acids. Gene Ontology annotation, cellular component: plasma membrane. NCBI's taxonomy places the organism in Eukaryota, Metazoa, Chordata, Actinopteri, Perciformes, Percidae. Gene Ontology annotation, biological process: hormone-mediated signaling pathway; G protein-coupled receptor signaling pathway. Gene Ontology annotation, molecular function: growth hormone secretagogue receptor activity. The record is from RefSeq and is a predicted model, not a curated record. The transcript has 2 exons.
AGAAGGGCAGACAUGGAAAGCCACAGUGAAUGUCUUUAUCUUUCUCAACUAAUUUAUUCUACUUAAAUCCUUUGAAGUCCUAUCUGCAUGAUUAUGUUGGCAGUGCGUCGCUCCUUCCUGGUUCUUGUGACUUUUAUCAAACUGUCUCGGUUCCGUCACACAGCAUUUGUUUUCACUGUGGUUGUUGUUUAUCCGUCUGGCCGAGUUUGAUGCCAUUUUCAGAACAGAUGUUGCUACCCUGCCUCUGACUCACCAUCACAUGCUGCCCGGUGGAACUCUACCGUCUGACACUGCUUUGUUUUUGUCUGACGCGCAAAAUAGGGGCGCGCUGCUGGUGAUGGGAACUCUUUGGGACUCUUUGGCGCAUGAAGGAUUCUCAUGUUUCGUUUUUCCUAAAGCACUCAACUGCAGGUGGAUCUCACUGACAGAAAGGACGCGGAAGAUAACUUGUCUUUAAGUUACAUUUUUUCAAUAUUUAUAUUUUAGAUAGCUCAUACAUGUUUGUGCUGUGUUUUUCUGCUUCGUCUGUUUUGAUCAGAUCACUCACCAGCAGUCAUUUCAGUGGGUGAUGUGUAUAGUUUACAACUACCCAGCAUAUCAUUUUGUAAUACGCCUUAUCUACUGUUGAAAAAGUACUUUUGGCGCAAAACAUUGUUGGGCGAGUUUUUAUUGGAGAUGAGGUUAAUAAUUCAGAUCGAGCUAAAAUAGCCCCGUGUUUGUGUCAGGCUAGUGAGGACUCUCUGUUCCCUGGGGGAUCUCAGAAGCAGAAUUGUGACUUGUUUCGGGGUUUACACAAGAUUGGUGUGCGCAAGGACCUUUAUUUCACGCACGGCAGCCAACCAUUUGCCAUGGGGAAAAAGUGCAGCGCCAAAGGGUGUGAGGAGUUCCAGACCUGGGGUGCCUUAAGCGGUCAGGGCCAGGCACGGCCCCUUCAAUAACCGCGCGGCGAAAGCAUGCCCUCUUGGCCCAAUCUCUCGGAGGGCCUCUCCCAUAACUGCAGCUGGGAGGAGACCAACAACACCGCAAGGAACGCUGAAUUCGGCCUGCCUCCUCUCAAUUACUACUCAAUCCCUCUCCUCACAGGCAUCACCAUCGCCUGCACGCUGCUGUUUCUGGUCGGGGUGACCGGGAAUGUCAUGACCAUUUUGGUAGUCAGUAAGUACCGGGACAUGCGCACCACCACCAACCUGUACCUGUGCAGCAUGGCCGUAUCCGACCUGCUCAUCUUCCUCUGUAUGCCACUGGACCUCUACCGUAUGUGGAGGUACAGGCCCUGGCGCUUUGGGGCCGUGCUCUGCAAACUCUUUCAGUUCGUGUCGGAGUCGUGCACCUACUCCACCAUCCUGAGCAUCACCGCGCUGUCAGUGGAGCGCUACCUGGCCAUCUGUUUCCCGCUGCGUGCCAAGGCCCUGGUUACCAAAAGACGUGUGCGUGCCCUCAUUCUUCUACUCUGGACAGUGUCUCUAUUGAGUGCCGGGCCUGUGUUUGUCAUGGUGGGAGUGGAACGUGACAACAUGGGGCCACAUUUCAGUUCGGGGAUGAAUUACACUGGCUUCUUCCUGGAGGCCGGGGACACCCGGGAGUGUAAGAUGACGCACUACGCAGUGGAGUCAGGCCUGAUGGGGGCCAUGGUGUGGCUGAGCAGUGUUUUCUUCUUCAUGCCGGUCUUCUGCCUCACAGUGCUAUACAGCCUCAUAGGCCGGCGGCUGUGGCAGAGACACAGAGAGACAAACAUCAGCUCCCGCGUGGCUCACAGGGACAAAAGCAACAGACAGACCAUCAAGAUGCUUGUGGUAGUGGUGCUGGCCUUCGUCCUGUGCUGGUUGCCUUUUCAUGUGGGUCGCUACCUGCAGUUCCGCUUUCUGGACGCUCCGUCCCCGCUGCUGUCUCUGUUGUCCGAGUACUGCAGUUUGGUGUCCGUGGUUCUCUUCUACCUGAGUGCCGCCGUUAACCCCAUCCUGUACAACACCAUGUCCUGGAAAUACCGGGGCGCAGCAGCGCGCCUCUUCGGCCUGGCCGACAGCCAACCGUCCCGAGGCCGCACAGCCAGCACCAUGAAGGGAGACGGCUCCAACGGCUGGACGGAAUCCACAGUCAGCUUCUAAACGCACGACUGAUAAAUACAUGAAAAAAAGUCAUUCAUACGUUGAUAACACUAACCUGAAAGCCAUUAUUAUGUCAGACCGAAGAAACACUGUUCUGUAAGUUUUAUUUGACUGGGACUAAGAGAAGAAAAAAAUGGAUGAGAAAAGCGCCAGCCACAAAAAGCUGCAAGCCUCCAAACACUUCGUCAACAUGCAUCAAUAUAACUUCGAUUUUUUUCCACAGUUCACAGUUUAUUUUCUUGUUGGAUUAUUCCAGCAAGUGCCAUCCAGUAACUAUUCACACAGCACACUCAGCAGCAUUUCAAAGACACGACUGGUGGAGGGCGAAAAACACACCAGCCUGAACUAAGUCUGAACUAUAUGAAUCCAAAUGUGAACAACACAGGGGCGCGCAUGCACCUAUAAACGCACACAUACAUUAAAAAAAGCCUAUAAUAGACAUCUACAAUUGCCUUAUAUUGUAUUCAUACUCUGGAUGACAAAGAAAGCACUGUAGAACUUGUAGCACUGCACUGUACUCCUUCAGAGAGGGGCAGAAGUGCAGUGUGUGUGUACGUGUGUGUGUGUGUGUGUGUGUGUCUCAAGUGUCAUGCUUUCAGAUGUGAUUUGAUUUCUGUAAUGUGUAAGAGAGAGGGGAUAUGUGAAAGUACUAUGUUAGUGUUAUUCACUUUUGACAUGCUGAAUGCCCUGUAUCUUAGAAAUUUAAGUCCAUGCU